UUGUGUUAUUUUAACCGUAGCUGUGAAGUGUGAACUGUAGGUACCUAGUUUGCGAGGUUAAAAAAAGUUUAAUAUUAACGGUUUCAAAUAAAAAUUUAAGCAAAAUGGAAGAAAAUGUUGCUUUAGAUUCAAAGAAACAGAAAGACUUCGUGAAGUCUGUUAAAGGAAUCAAAAAACUGAUAAAGAAACAAAGUAACAAAGAGAAACAAAUCAGUAAGCCAGAGUCUAAGCCCAUUAAAAGUGGGAAGAUUUCAAAGAGGAAACGUAAUCCCAGAGGGCUCGUCUAUUUAGGACAUAUUCCACAUGGAUUUUAUGAGAAUGAAAUGACCCAGUACUUCAGACAGUUUGGUAUGGUUACCAAUGCCAGAGUAAUUCGUUCCCCAAGAACUGGCAACUCCAAAGGUUAUGCAUUUGUAGAAUUUAAAGACCCCGCCGUUGCUCAGGUUGUCGCUGAAACUAUGAAUAAUUAUUUAAUGGGGAAAAGAUUAAUAAAAGCUGCAUAUAUUCCUCCAGAAAAACAAAAGAGAUUUGCAAAGAGGAAACACUGGUCUUUCGAAAAUAAUCCUAGUGUUCAAAAUAGGAAAAUACACAAAAAGGAACACAAUGCUGAAAAAUCGGAAGAUAAAAAUCUACAAAUGGCUCGGAAUAUGAUAUCAACGCUUAACAAAACCAAAAAGAAGUUGAAAGAAAUGGGUAUAGACUAUGAUUUCUUUAUGCCAGUAGAUAUUCCGGAAGGUAUAGAAUUAAAAAAAGAUGAUCAAAGUCCUACAAAGGCAAAUACUAAUGAGAAGAAACCUAUUGUUAAGAAAGAAGGUAAAAAAGAAAAAGUUGACAAGAAAAAGGUAAAAGAGGAAGAAACGAAACCUGCAAAGAAGAUUAUAGAAACAAAAAUACUUGAUAAGAAAACUAAAAAGGAAAAACCUAAUAAAACUAGUGAACAGAAAGUUAAAGUGGAAGUCAAAGAUAAGAAAGAAGUUAAAAAAAGUGACCUAAAGGUAAAGCAAAAGGCAACUAAAAGUGACGAUGCUGUACAAAAAGAGAAAAGGCAAAGUUUGAAAGACUCUAAUGUUAAAUUAUUGGAAGAUUUCAUCAACAUUCAAGAAGAUAAUGGUGACAGUGAUGGUUCUUUAGAGUUUGAUUCCGACGAAUUUGAGAAAGCAAUGGGUGAAGAGGACUCUGCUGGAUCUAGUGAUGAAAGUGAUGAACCUUUGGACAGUGAGGUUACCUCUGAUGAGGAGGAAGAAGAAAAGGUACAGAAAACGGUACAAGCUAAACCGAAGCCUGUGGUAGCUAUUAAGAAAAAACAAAAACAAAAAAAAGUUGUUCCUCCUAAAAAAGGGAAAUUCGAAAAGCAAACUAACAAGAAAACUUUGAAUAAAGUGAUAAAGAAGAAAAAAUAA
Molecule: messenger RNA, 1400 nt
Organism: Colias croceus (clouded yellow)
Lineage: Eukaryota; Metazoa; Arthropoda; Insecta; Lepidoptera; Pieridae
Gene: Nopp34
Product: MKI67 FHA domain-interacting nucleolar phosphoprotein-like
Exons: 8
Coding region: 105-1400 (431 amino acids)
Biological process (GO): maturation of LSU-rRNA from tricistronic rRNA transcript (SSU-rRNA, 5.8S rRNA, LSU-rRNA)
Cellular component (GO): nucleolus
Molecular function (GO): RNA binding
Source: RefSeq, a predicted model, not a curated record